AUGUAAAAGAGUUUCAGGCGUAGAAGGAUUUGAGAAAUAUAUCGAAAAACUGCAUUGCAUGUGACUAGAAGUAAAAAACAAAUAAUUAAGAUAUAUUCUUAAAUUCUGUCCCACUCUCUAUCAUCAUCUCACUCUUUCCUUAACUUUCUGACCCUUUUGAAUGUUUGACAAAAUAAAAACAAAUUAUUACAAGUUGAAGUAGAAAUUGAUAUUGUGUAUUUAAUCAAAAUGGAUAACGAGAAGACCUGGAUUGCACCCCUUACCUCGAGCACUAGUGGCGAUGUGAGCUCUAGCGAUUCGUCCACUCCUCAGAGCUCCAGUUCCAGCUCGGAACCCGGUACCGCCCCCGCCCUUUUUGUUCAGCCCAGGCCGAUGCCUUUGGACAAGCCCAAGAAGUGCACCUGCCGAACCUGCACCUGUCCGCGUCCCGAAACCUCACCCGCCCCCGCCCCCGCCCCGAUACUCCUUCCCGCCCAAGGUAGCCAACCUGUGAAUGAUGAAGCCGAUGAAGUUGAGCUUCAGGAACCAUCGACGCUGGCCGCUAGUAAUUCCAAGAGCCUUCGCAUAACUAUGGAAACAUCGAAGAAUGAGGAUUCGGGCUAUGUGUACGAGGAGGUGAUGGGAACGCACACCUAUUCGAUUGAUGAGGACGAGGAGGAGGAACCCCACAGGGGUCGUAUUUUCGGCGUGUCCGGUCCGGUGGUAAAUGCCGAGGAGAUGGCCGGAGCCGCCAUGUACGAGUUGGUCCGCGUGGGCCACUACCAGCUGGUGGGCGAGAUCAUCCGGCUGGAGGGCGACAUGGCCACCAUCCAGGUGUACGAGGACACCUCGGGCGUAAGUGUGGGCGAUCCGGUCUUCCAGACGGGCAAGCCGCUGUCCGUGGAACUGGGUCCCGGGAUCAUGGGCAGCAUCUUCGAUGGCAUCCAGCGACCCCUGAGAACGAUCAACCAGAUCACCAACUCCAUCUACGUGCCCAAGGGCAUCGAUGUGCCCGCCCUGCCCAGGGACAUAAGUUACGCGUUCACCCCCGCCAAAAUCAAGAUCGAUGAGCUGGUCACCGGCGGGGAUAUUUACGGAUCGGUUUUUGAGAACAGCAUGAUGCACGACCACCGGCUGAUGCUGGCUCCAAGGUGCAAGGGGCGUGUCAAGUGGCUGGCUCCCCCGGGAGACUACUGCGUGGACGACGUGAUCAUCGAGACGGAGUUCAACGACGAGGUCACGCGCCACACAAUGCUCCAGGUGUGGCCGGUGCGUAAGUGUCGUCCGGUGGAGGACAAGCUGCCCAGCAACACGCCCCUCCUCACUGGCCAGCGGGUCCUGGACGCCUUCUUCCCGUGCGUCCAGGGCGGAACCACCGCCAUUCCAGGGGCCUUUGGCUGCGGAAAGACCGUCAUCUCGCAGUCCCUAUCCAAGUACUCCAACUCCGAUGUCAUCAUCUACGUGGGCUGCGGGGAGCGAGGAAACGAGAUGUCCGAGGUGCUCCGGGACUUCCCGCAGCUGGAGGUGGAAGUCAACGGCACCAUGGAGUCGAUCAUGAAGCGCACCGCGCUGGUGGCCAACACCUCCAACAUGCCGGUGGCUGCUCGAGAGGCCUCCAUCUACACGGGCAUCACUCUGUCCGAGUACUUCCGCGACAUGGGCUUCCACGUGUCCAUGAUGGCCGACUCCACCUCCCGAUGGGCGGAGGCGCUGCGGGAGAUUUCGGGUCGACUGGCGGAGAUGCCUGCGGAUGCUGGCUAUCCGGCGUACCUGGGAGCCCGUCUGGCAUCCUUCUACGAGAGGGCCGGAUUGGUCAAGUGCCUCGGGAGUCCGGAUCGCAGUGGGUCCGUUUCGAUUGUGGGAGCAGUGUCGCCGCCCGGAGGUGACUUCUCCGACCCUGUGACCUCCGCCACGCUGAGCAUUGUCCAGGUCUUCUGGGGAUUGGACAAGAAGCUGGCCCAGAGGAAGCACUUUCCGUCGGUGAACUGGCUGCAGUCCUACUCCAAGUACAUGCGCACCCUGGACACCUACUACGAGGAGUCCAAUCCGGAGUUCACCCAGCUCAGAGCCAAGGCCAAGAAGGUGCUGCAGGAGGAGGACGACCUGGCUGAGAUCGUCCAGCUGGUGGGCAAGUCGUCACUGAACGAGGAGGACAAGAUAACGCUCGAGGUGGCCAAGAUGCUGAAGGACGACUUCCUGCAGCAGAACUCCUAUAGUCCGUACGAUGCCUUCUGUCCCUUCUUCAAGACCAUCAGCAUGCUGAAGAACAUGAUGGCCUUCUACGAGGCGGCCAUCCUGGCGGUGCAGAAUACGGCCAACAACGAGGCGCGGGUCACCUGGGGAUUGAUCCGGACUAGGGCAUCCAAUAUUCUCUACGAGCUCUCCACCAUGAAGUUCAUCGAUCCCAAGCUGGGCGAACCGGUUGUAUUGGAGAUUAUGGAAAAGCUCCAUGAAAAUAUUAUGAUUACUUUCCGGGACAUUGAGGAGAACGCCGGGGAUUAUUAACGCGAAAAAAAAAGAUUAUUGAAAAAAAUCAAUGAUACUGUGUCCAACAAAUUUUUAGUAUUUUUAGAAAGUAUUUUACUGAAUAAAGCGUUUGCUCUUUUCAAACUUU
Drosophila rhopaloa is the source of this 2593-nucleotide messenger RNA. It is a transcript of the gene Vha68-3, whose product is annotated as V-type proton ATPase catalytic subunit A. The record is from RefSeq and is a predicted model, not a curated record. The coding region runs from base 229 to 2484 and encodes 751 amino acids. The transcript has 2 exons. Gene Ontology annotation, molecular function: ATP binding; proton-transporting ATPase activity, rotational mechanism; ATP hydrolysis activity. Gene Ontology annotation, biological process: ATP metabolic process; proton transmembrane transport. NCBI's taxonomy places the organism in Eukaryota, Metazoa, Arthropoda, Insecta, Diptera, Drosophilidae. Gene Ontology annotation, cellular component: proton-transporting V-type ATPase, V1 domain; lysosomal membrane.